This is a messenger RNA of Plenodomus lingam JN3, 1809 nucleotides long. RefSeq names its product RNA-dependent ATPase (gene DBP3). NCBI's taxonomy places the organism in Eukaryota, Fungi, Ascomycota, Dothideomycetes, Pleosporales, Leptosphaeriaceae. Gene Ontology annotation, molecular function: ATP binding; RNA helicase activity; RNA binding. Gene Ontology annotation, cellular component: nucleolus. The record is from RefSeq and is a predicted model, not a curated record. Gene Ontology annotation, biological process: rRNA processing.
AUGGCGAAACGUCCCAUUUCUGAUGUCGUCGCUGGAGACGACGCGAUUGAAACACCUGAGCUAUCUAGGAAGAAAAGCAAAAGGGACAAGAAGGAAAAGAAAGACAAGUCCAAGAAGUCGAAUGCGACUGAAGCAAUUGAGAGCAAUGGCAAGAGCAUAGAAGACUCGGACGACGAGGGCUCGGAGGAUGAUGAGGGCCUAUCCAAGGCAGAGCGAAAGGCCAAGAAGAAGGAGAAGAAGAGGAUCAAGAAGCUAGAAAAGAAAGCAGCAGGGGAGGCAGACAAGUCUGUCGAUAAAGCCGACAAGGCCGCGCGCAAGGCAGAGAAGAAGCGUCUGAAGGCUCUAGCAGAAGGCUCAUCUACAGAAUCUGCUUCUACAGCGCCCUCUGGCACAACUCUCAUGGUCGAGUCGUCAGCGACGAGCCCUGAGCCACCGGUGCAGGCGGGAGAAUACCAGGAGAGCAAAGAGCUGGCGCAAUUGCCGCAGUCGGAGAUUGACGCCUUUCUUACCAAGAAUGUCAUGACCAUCGAGGACCCCAAGCCUGCCCUCCAUAAACUUCGACCCAUUACUUUAUUCAAAUACCUCAACAUCGAUGCGUCGCAACGAGCCUUCUUCGCCAAAUUCACCGCUCCAACACCUAUACAAGCAGCGACAUGGCCAUUCUUGCUCUCCGGCAGGGAUAUGGUCGGAGUUGCUGAGACGGGAUCCGGCAAGACAUUGGCGUUUGGUGUGCCCUGUGUACGCUACAUCUCCUCACUUCCAAAGGAGAAGCGCAAGGGCAUCAAAGCAGUUAUUGUCUCGCCUACUCGUGAACUGGCUGUUCAAAUCUACGACCAAUUGGUAGCAUUGGCGAACCCAGCUGGCUUGGAAGUGGUCUGCGUCUAUGGUGGUGUGCCGAAAGACCCGCAGGUCGCUGCUUGCCGUAAAGCGCAUAUCGUAGUCGCCACACCAGGACGACUUAAUGAUUUGAUCGGCGACGGCUCUGCAGAUCUCAGCAAAGCUGAAUACGUGGUACUCGAUGAAGCCGACCGUAUGCUUGACAAGGGUUUCGAGGAGCCCAUCAGGCAGAUUGUUUCACAAACACCUAAGAAGCGCCAGACCCUCAUGUUUACAGCCACAUGGCCCCCUUCUGUGCGCGAGCUUGCCUCGACAUUCAUGAACUCGCCCGUGAAGAUCACUAUUGGCGACAAUGUCUCGGGCGAACUCCGUGCGAACGUGCGCAUCAAGCAAGUGGUGGAAGUCAUCGACCCUCACGCCAAGGAGCAGCGCCUCAUUCAGUUGCUGAAGCAAUAUCAGUCUGGCAAGAACAAAGAUGACCGUAUCCUCGUCUUUUGCUUGUACAAGAAGGAGGCUGUACGGAUAGAAAACUUUAUCCGCAUGAAGGGCUUCCGCGUGGGUGGAAUCCAUGGUGAUUUGACGCAGGAGAAGCGUAGUGCUUCGUUGGCGGCCUUCAAAGAGGGACAUGUGCCACUUUUGGUAGCGACGGAUGUUGCCGCAAGAGGUCUGGACAUUCCAGCUGUCAAGGUGGUCAUCAAUGUCACUUUUCCGCUCACGGCCGAGGACUAUGUCCACCGAAUCGGCAGAACGGGUCGUGCCGGGAAAGAGGGUCUGGCCAUUACCUUCUUCACAGAGCACGACAAGGGUCUUUCCGGAUCCUUGAUCAACGUGCUCAAGGCCGCGAAUCAGCUCGUGCCUGAAGAGCUAAUGAAGUUUGGUACUACCGUCAAGAAGAAGGGUCACGAUGCCUAUGGAGCUUUCUACAAGGACGUGGAUAGCACAAAACAGGCGACCAAGAUCACCUUUGACUAA